Pleurotus ostreatus (oyster mushroom) is the source of this 765-nucleotide messenger RNA. RefSeq lists its product as uncharacterized. The coding region runs from base 1 to 765 and encodes 254 amino acids. The transcript has 3 exons. Lineage: Eukaryota; Fungi; Basidiomycota; Agaricomycetes; Agaricales; Pleurotaceae. The record is from RefSeq and is a predicted model, not a curated record.
AUGUCGCCCCACAACCGCCGCAAGAGUGUUGACUCGUCCGACUCAUCAAGCGGCUCUGACAGCGAUCAUGGUGGCAAAGAUUCCCAUAAAAAGGAGAAGAAGGACAAAAAGGAUAAGGACAAGAAGGAUAAGGACAAGAAGAAGGACAAGCAAUCGGCUCAGGCAGCAAAUUACGGGCACUCAAGCACCGCAGACAUCGAUAACAGACAGGCCCGCCUGCAUACCAGCCAGAUCAUGGACUAUGAACAAGGCCCCCCGCCAGCGUACCCGCCUCCUUUACCGCGCGCACCAUCGUCGCAUCCCCCAUCGGGAUAUCGAGUGCCUCUGACCACCGACAACGCCUUCCCUCCACCAGCUCAAGCCGGUCCAGCGGUCGCCCACGACCUCGAUGGCUCGCCCAUCUUCAUCGGGUCGGCCAUUAUGGACGGAUCCGUGCACCCUUGCAAGAUCGGUCCGCAUCUCCAGCCCUACGUAGCAGUACCCUACGGCGGUGCCGAAUUCGGGCAUCAUGGACGAUACGACCUACUUCCCUUCGAUGGUGCGUCGAUGGAAUGGGUUCCCUCUAGCCACGGGCGGAUUCCUCCAGGCAGGUCGCCCGUUGAAGGAGGGUACGAGGAAGGAGGAGAGAAGUUGUAUCACGCCCUGGGGGAUGUGAAUGGAGUAAAAGUACCAGGGAAGACCGGUGAACACUUGAAUGGCGCCAAUGUUUCCUUCGGUGGUGCUGAGAUUGCGGUAUCUCAGUACGAAAUUCUAUGCUGGCGUUAA